Coregonus clupeaformis (lake whitefish) is the source of this 2654-nucleotide messenger RNA. RefSeq names its product rhodopsin kinase grk7a-like. Lineage: Eukaryota; Metazoa; Chordata; Actinopteri; Salmoniformes; Salmonidae. Gene Ontology annotation, cellular component: cytoplasm. Gene Ontology annotation, biological process: signal transduction; protein phosphorylation; regulation of signal transduction. The transcript has 4 exons. Gene Ontology annotation, molecular function: ATP binding; rhodopsin kinase activity. The coding region runs from base 134 to 1795 and encodes 553 amino acids. The record is from RefSeq and is a predicted model, not a curated record.
GCUCAUUCGCGCCCUGGCUUUGGAGCGAGUUGCACAUUCACACAGAAACACACUGCACGAAGCAAGGGAUCCUAAGGAACUGCUGAAGAACCCAGUCACGUAGGGGGGGGACAGACCAGACGAAGCCACCAAGAUGUGUGACAUGGGGGGAUUGGAUAACCUGGUGGCCAACACGGCCUACCUGAAAGCCCAGGGUGGCGAUGACAAGGAGAUGAAGAAGCGUCGCCGGAGUUUGUCACUGCCCCCGGCCGAGCAGUGUGCCGCCAUCCGGACCACCAUUGAUAAGAACUUUGAGUCGCUCUGUGAGAGGCAGCCAAUCGGCAAGAAGUUUUUCCGGCAGUUCCUGGCUGCUACCCCAGAGUACAUCAAUGCCGCUGAGUACCUGGACGAGCUGAAUGACUGGGAUCUGGCGGAAGGCGCUGAUAAGGAAAAGCAGAGGGCGAACAUGAUGACAAAGUUUUGCAAGGCCGACUCCAAGAACUUUCUGACUUACCUCACCGGGGAGGUAGCCGACAAGUGUAAGGCAGUGACAGACAAGGACUUUGACGAAGUGAUGAACGUCAAGGUGAAGGAAGCUACACGAGAGUUUCUGAAAGACAAGCCCUUCACGGACUACCAAACUAGCCCCUUCUUUGACAAAUUCCUGCAGUGGAAGGAGUACGAGAAGCAGCCCAUCAGUGAUAAAACCUUUUAUGAGUUCAGAACUCUGGGCAAGGGAGGUUUCGGAGAGGUGUGUGCCGUACAGGUGAAGAACACAGGCCAGAUGUACGCCUGCAAGAAGCUGUGCAAGAAGCGCCUGAAGAAGAAACAUGGUGAGAAGAUGGCCCUGCUGGAGAAGCAAAUCCUGGAAAAGGUCAACAGCCUGUUCCUUGUCAACCUGGCCUACGCCUACGACACCAAGACCCACCUGUGCCUCGUCAUGACCCUGAUGAACGGCGGAGACCUCAGGUACCACAUCUAUUACGUCAGUGAGAAGACCAAAGGUAUCGAGAUGCCACGCAUCAUCUACUACACAGCGCAGAUCUGCACAGGCAUUCUUCACCUGCAUGAAAUGGAUAUCAUAUACCGUGACAUGAAGCCCGAGAACGUGCUGCUGGACAGCUUUGGCCAGUGCCGACUCUCUGAUCUGGGUCUGGCUGUGGAGCUGCCUGCUGGAAAGACAAUCUCCCAGAAGGCUGGAACCGGAGCGUACAUGGCCCCUGAGAUCCUGAACGAAGUUCCCUACAGGACAUCAGUGGACUGGUGGGCGCUGGGCUGCAGUAUUUACGAGAUGGUGGCCGCCUACACUCCGUUCAAGGGUCCCGAAUCCGGGAAGCAGAAGGUGGAGAAGGAGGAGGUGCAGCGUCGCAUCUGCAAAGAGGAACCGCCAUGGGAGCACAAGAACUUCGACGCGCCCACCAAGGCCAUCAUCCAGGAGUUCCUCAAGAAGAAUAUCGACGAACGUCUGGGCUGCAAGGGAGGAGGUGAGGACCCCCGUAAGCACGAAUGGUUCAAGGCCAUCAACUUUCCUCGUCUGGAGGCUGGUUUGAUCGACCCCCCUUGGGUGCCCAAGCCCAACGUGGUCUAUGCCAAGGACACUGGCGACAUUGCUGAGUUCUCCGAGAUCAAGGGCAUUGUGUUCGACGCCAAUGACGAGAAGUUCUUCAAGGAGAUUGGCACGGGAGCCGUGGCCAUUCCAUGGCAACAGGAGAUGAUCGAUACGAACCUGUUUGACGAGCUGAACGACCCCAACAGGAAAGAGUCUGCUGGGGGUGGUGACGGGGAGGGGAAGUCUGGCACAUGCACGUUGCUGUGAGCAGCCAAAGCUGGCACAUAUAAACACCAGUAUAUACACCAAUACAUGGCACCAAUACAUCAACUGAUUCGCUCAUGUUCUGUCAAAUUCUUGUGAAACAUUACACACAGAAAUAAUUGAACAAAAUGCAUUAUUUUACACAAGGGAGGAGAGCAGCAGGAGACAGAGAGAUGAGGUAUCCUUCACUGGACCGGGUCAGUUGCCAUUGAUUUUAGUAAUAUGGGUCGAAAGUUCCCUGAGCUUCCAAGCAAAUAGGAGGGUAAAAGGUGACUACCAAGAUUUGUAUUGUCAAUUCAGAUUGCAGCUACUCCCAGAUGUUUCUCAUGAUGUAGUAGUGCCCUCCUGGCCAACAGGGGUCGUAAGAGUAGAAUAUAACAAAUUCAUGUUGUGGAUAAAACAUUUUUUAAAUGAUUAAUGGAUAAAUACAGGCCUCUGUUUACAUACAGCUUGCACCAGAAGAUUAGUGUAUGUAGACUGCAGUGCUAACCCUAGCCAUUGGCCACAAUGGAGCACGGUAUGAUACAUUUACUAGUUUGGGAAUAUGGUUGGGAUCUCGUUCUUGAUUGUGUUCCAUUAAUUGAAUGUGAUAGAGGCCAGGUUUUUUUCAACCCCCCCCUAAAGGCAGAGGUGCUAACUUUUUUGGGUCAAAUAUUUCAUGAGAUCAAUGUCUCUAUGGACAUUUCUAACUAAAUGUGACAGAGAUUUACUUGAAGUCGAUCACAAAAUUUCCAAGCAGGUGGACUUUCCAAUCCAGCAUCUAGUUCUAUUUGUAAACACUAUUAUAAAGGCCUCCCGAGUGGCGCAGUGGUCUAAGCUGUGUCACUAGAGAUCCUGGUUCGAAUCCAGGCUCUGUCGUAGC